AUGGUAAGAAGACACUGCGCGUUAUGUCAAGAUGAUGAAGCGGCUGCAAUUAUGUACAUUGCUGAAGAACAGAAUCUUGCAGUUCAUCAAGACUGUUUGUUAUUUUCUUCAGCAUUUGCGGAAUCAGAAGAACAUGACCCAGAGAAUCUUGAUAAAAGGUUUGAUGUGGCUUCAGUAGCGCGUGAAAUAAAGAGAGGAAAGAGGCUGAUGGAAAAGGCUUUAUCUAAUGGGCAGAUAAUACCCAUGAACCUGAGUGUCCCAAAGUAUCUCAGUCCUGAGAACCAGCAAAAAAUUGAUACCUCCAAAACCAACCAUAGUCUUCCAUUUUUUAAAGAGCUGUUUGCAAUGGCUGUUGAAUUCAGCAACAAGGUGGCAGAAUCAAGAAGAUCAAGGAUAGAAUUUUUAAAGAAGUGUAAGCAGGCUGGGCUUCUGGAUGAAAUCUUUGAGAAAAUGUUAGACGCUCUUCACCUGGCACAGGAAAAGCUGAUGGAUGGCAAUACUUCAGAAGCAGAGUAUGAAGAAACAGUCAUAUCACUUUUUGGCUGUGGUCUCUUUAAAAAUAUUCUUGCAGCUGUUCAUUCUGGAACAGAGGAAAAAAUUCAGGAACUUAUGAAUACACAGAAAAGACUGGAUGCCCAGAUUGAACUUUUAAAAGAUUUGAAAGAAAUAGUACUUCCUGUCUCAGAAGACACAACUAGCACAUCUAAUAGUGUAUCUGAAUAACCCACCACGUUGUAUAAUGUUCAUUGAUUUCUCCCACUUCACUUUUGUAUAAAAUUGAAUUUUACACAUCAGCUUUGGGGCAACUGCCGUUUUCUCAUUUUUACAGUUGAGACAAUUUUGUUCUAGCCAAAGUACUUUUUACCAUUUCUUUUGAAUUAGAAUGUAUACUUCCAAGAUCAUGGCUUCAAAUCCCUUCUAUUAGAUGAAAAUUCAUGGAAGAAAGUGAAUGAAUUCAUCGUAUGCACUUCAUUUGCAGACUGAACUAUUAACCACUGUAAGUCGCCCUGAUUCUGGUUUAGUCAUCUUAGUUCACAUUUCUUUUGCUAAUCACUUCCAGAAAUUUCCUAUUAAUUGCUUUAACAAAGUGAGACACCUUCAAAAGGACAAGGCUGGAAACACCGGGUGAGUGCCUUCAACCCUUAAUAUAAGAAAAUGGAACUGUAUCUUUAUAAGCUUUAUGAAUUUAAAAUAAACAGCAAAAAACAAGUCAAGGUUUUGGCUAUAGAAACUUUUAAAUGGACUAAAGGCUCAGAAAACAUUGGAAUAUUUGAUUUUGAAUAUUAAGACUUUGAAAACAAUUUUAAAGAAUAAAUGCAUUUUUAAGGGAAAGAAAAAUUAUUUUUGAUAUUGGAGACAUAACAAGAUAAGCAACAUAAUGGUAGUUAGAGACAUUUUUGAAGAAUGGCAUCGGGACCUUGAAUCAAUAAUGUCAGCUGUGUUGUGUGUACUUAGGAAGUCUGUUCCCAGAAGAAGCUCUUACAGAAAAUGAUUUGCAGCAAGACCUAUCUGAAAACAACAUGAACAAGUAUUUAUUAUAAGACAUACAAAAAAAUUGGAUGAGGCCUUAAAAAUUAAGGAGAUAAAAAUGCUUAUCCCAGAGAGCAACUGGAAUAAUUUUCUUCCGGGACUUACAAAAGAGGCUACUUAAAGUUCUGAAGAAAUUUGAGACAAGGAUCAAUAAUCAUCUGAACGGAUUGAAGAGCAAGAUUGUUUUACUAAAAGGAAGGAACAUAAAGUUGGUUUAUUCAAUCAGGGUUAAACUUGGACAUGUAGUUAUUUUUGGUGGCUCUUUUUGGACUUGCUGACAGCUGGACUGGAAAAAUGUUGUGUAUUGGAUUUGCUUACAGUUAACAUGGUGUUUAAGCCUUUUCCCCCUCAGUCACUUUAUGUAUCCUAAUCUAACUAUCUAAAUUGGCUUUGUAUCUAAUUGUCCUUUCACUUAAAAUAAGGGAUCUUUGUGAGUUUGGUUUCUUUAAAGGAGAAAGUAUUCCUCUUCGUCAUGCUAAAUUUCAGUCUUUUGUUCAUACUAGGUUACUGGGACCACCUUAUGCUGUCUAAAUGUGGAUUUCCUUCCAGUUAAGAGCUGAGAUAUAGAAUGAUGAGUUUUACAUUUGUUAAUUUAUGUUAUAUUUUAGGGCUUCUUUUGGACUUUUUGCUGACACACAGAUUGGAAAAGACGUUGCUUAUUGGACUCACCUGUAGUCAAGAGCUGAGUUAAGGGAUGAAGGGCUUUAUAUCUGUUAAUUAAGAGGAGGUGAAGAGAUAGUGAAAUUGUUUAUUCUUGUAAUGAGGGUGGGAAGUUGCUUUUUUAGGGUUUUUCUUUUUUUUCUCUCUUUUUUGCUUUCUUGCACCUUUUAUUCUUCAUCAUUUUCUUUUUAGUUUGUAUUAUCUUUUACUAUUGUAAUUAAAACUUUUAAUAAAAAAUUAUUUAGGAAGACAAUG
Molecule: messenger RNA, 2445 nt
Organism: Candoia aspera
Lineage: Eukaryota; Metazoa; Chordata; Lepidosauria; Squamata; Candoiidae
Gene: PHF11
Product: PHD finger protein 11
Exons: 6
Coding region: 1-723 (240 amino acids)
Source: RefSeq, a predicted model, not a curated record